AUGAAUUCGCGCCUUACCGAGUCGUUUGUUGGCAGUUGGAAGGUCCCUGUGUGUAAUCUCGACCUGACGGGUAGUGGAAGACAAGUUCGUCAUCAGGGCGUGGCACAGACUAGGAAGAGCAUCGCAUCCAACGGGUGGCUUGACACACGUAUAAUCGCCUGCUGGGGUGCUGGCGACGAAGAAGUGUUCGACGAGGGCAAGGCCAAGACAACGACCCUGAGGGUCAUAGAUGGGCGCCACAGGUUUGGCAUUCGUACGCGCGCCCAGGGAAAAAAAUCGGUUGCCAAUGCGACUCGAGCCCUCAAGGAGGAAGGACUCAACGCUCUCAUGGACGUGACGUAUCUUCCAGAACGCCCGGCCGGACAUCGCGACCUGCAGCCCUCACCGGACGGCCUGCAUUUUGCACGCGUCACCCUAAAAGCCCUGCUUCGUCCCGAGUUCGCGGCAAUGCCGGGGGAAGUUCAAGCAGCGUACAUUUAUCGCAUGGCCUCGGUGAUGGCGUACGAGCCGUACUCACAGUUCAGCCUCCAUCACCUCGCACUUGACGAAGAGUGUACGGCCUACACGAGGAGCUUGCUGGACGGGAUGCUCCCGCACAAACCUCUGACGGAGUUCUUCCUUAGUCAACCGUGGCAGCCGGUGUUGCUGCGAGCGACGUUCCCGUCUUCCGUUGGGGACCUGGAUGUUCAGCAACUGGCGGGCAUGAACUACAUGGUGGCGUUCAUCAACUUCUCGGAGCUGGUGAGCGGCAUUCCUGUGACCUCCUUCAUCACUUCCCCUACCCUGAAACAACGUCUACAGACCGCUGUUGGUUUGGUUUCGACGACCUUGGACAACAAAGGCACGAUGGUGUUGUCUGUACCUUUCGCGGCCCUUGGAACGGACGGUCCAGCAGCCAUGAACGACAUCUUUACAUCGGCGGGUCUUGGGUUGGAGUCGGUUCCGGUCGCGUCGUUUUUAUACGGUUCGAGGAACACCGGUGAACGCCACAGCUCCAUGACCUUCGUAGCGCACAAGAAUGGGGAGAGGUUCAUAUGCAACGUUCGGGAUACGGACAGAGAGGCGGAGGGCGAGUCGAUACGCACGCCUGGGGCAUCCAGGCCCAUCCACGUUCAGUCGCAUGAUCCUGCUGGCCUCGACGCGCGCGUGGGGAAAUUCGCACGUCAGAAACCCGAAGGGGGGUCAUUCAUCAGCGGGGGCUUGACCAGGUUUUCCGACCGACGCGAUGGGGUGCUCACAACUGAUGCAGCCGGAGACACCACAGUUUGCCGCAAGGCUCUCGAGCUGGGGCGUACGCUGGUGGCAUUAGUCCCUGACCUGGGGACGGUGGGGUUCGUGAGGCAGGAAUUGGGCAGACUGGAGGACAGGUGUAGGUCGGAAUCGCCUCGGGUUAUGGUUUCGAAGGACACGCGCCCCAUCAAUGUGCCUCAUAGCAACGUGCCACGGUCGGUGGCAGUUCAAGUGGCCUCCAGGGAACCCCGACAUGGUAUGUCCCCCGAACAGCAGGUCGCCGCCAUCGCCACCGAGAAGAUGGGACUCGAAAUAAAGUCAUCAAAUCGUCAUGGACUCGGUUUGUUUGCGAAGGAAGACGACAUGGCUGCAGGGGACGCCACGCGUAUGGCUUGUUUCGGGUCUUACGUUGUGUAUGAUUCUUUGGUAGAGGUCGUGUCUGACAUGAACAAGGACGAUGCCCCCCGGCACUACGUUGUGGGUGGUGAUGUCCAAAUGCUGUGCACAGAGGAGGAGAGCUGUCGUCCACAGGCCACGCUGUUCAUGGUGCCUCACAAGUCGUGCUUUUUGUGUAAGUUACACAAAAAGCACGACUUGUGA
Messenger RNA from Ectocarpus sp. CCAP 1310/34, 1830 nucleotides. The record is from the annotation of a GenBank genome assembly. Lineage: Eukaryota; Phaeophyceae; Ectocarpales; Ectocarpaceae.